GAAUGCUGCUGAGUGGUAUUUACUUGAAUUUUAAGAUGCAAUAAUUAAAAUUUUACUAGAAAGAAAUAACGAAUAAAAUCAUAUACGUUUUUUUGUCUUACGGCCAUACAGAAGCUACAGAGCGAUGAUGCUAAACAUGCUUUAAAUUAAUGGGAAAAAGUAACUUAUUUUUUGCAUAUGUUUGGUUGUCUUAUUGAAUCGUAAUUUGUUUCUAGAGGAGAAGACUUAUGAAGUAUGAACAAAGGAACAGCCACAAAGUACUGCUCAUGUUCUUGAAUUCUUUAAAGCAAACAAGAAACUCAGCCAAUUUGCCGGCUAGCUCUUUGCUAAUACACAGCCGGCCUGCCAAUGUUAAGUUGUUUUAUUACAUGGAAGUUAGAAAGGAACACGAAUGUGUCCAAAUUUAAACAAUCAAAUAUUACAGAAGACAGACUGGAAGCUGGCAAAUCGAUGAAUGCAAAGACUUUGAUGGUAAAAACUAAGUUUUGAUGCUGUGUUAGAGCAUCAAAACUGUCGGAAGCAUGCGAAUAUCCCGAGUCUUCCCUACUUUGCUUCAUAGGACAGCUAGUUAGCUAAUAUAUGCUUGUGCUCUCUCAAUCCCUCUCUCUUAUCUGUCUGAGGGUGUCGACUGGUCCGUCAUGGAUCGACAUUCAUUUGAGAUCGAGAAUUCCUCGUCUCACCGACGACGCUAUCGAUCUCAGGCUAAGUCUCAGCAUCAGUUCACCUCAUUUUCAAGUUCCAGCUCUUACCAGUUCUCUCAAUAUCAGACUCCUCGUAGAAGGCGGAACCUCACUCCAUCCACCCCGUUUGCCUCUGAUUAUGACAGGUCAUGGCAAGGCGAGCUCUCGUGGCAGUUUGAACCAACCGGAUGGCAAGAAAACCGUAACCUUGGGGCUGUACUUAGUCCAUUUACAGCCAGUGCUGCUACUCCAGCUAGUACCAUUAGCAGAAUUUUUAGGAGAUCAGCUAAUGAUUAUUAUCUUUCGCGUACUUAUGGUGGUUUCCAUAGCAUUUCUAAUCCAUACUAUGAUACUUCUCACUCGGGGUAUCAUCCGGUCCCUUUGGGGAGACUUCAGCUCCAGAGUUACGUUGCCUCUGACAACGAGAAUUCAAUUUUCGAGAGGAGUUACACUUAUGGUGAACAUCCAGCAAAAUCUGGUAAAUUUCCGGUCAUGGCAAGUAUCAACGAAGGGAAUGCUGGAAAUCAUGGUAUUGCAGCUGAAAAAGAUGAGCUUAGUAUGACCGAUUAUGAUGACAUCAGUCGUCAAAGGCGCUUGAUAGAGACUUACCGCGACUGCCAGCAGUAUCAGGACCCGCGAUGGUUUUCUGUAUCGCGUGCUUAUAUCAAAGAUAAAAUUAAGGAUGAUCAUGGAGGGCUCUCAAAUUAUCAGGAAAUGUCACCACAUAGUUAUAUUGAUAACAGUCAACAGAAUCACAGCCAAAAUAUUGGCACUUACAGGCAGUCCCCUAAUUGUUUACAUAAUGUUAAUGACGAAUAUGGCGACUUAAGUCUGAAGUCAGCUUUAACUGAAGAGGAUGAUGAUGAAGAUGAUGCCGUAACCCCUCGAUCAGUUGGGCUAUUCGGCUUGUUCAAGUAUUCAACCAUGUUCGAUUUAGUUCUAGUGUUAUUGGGUUGUUUGGGAGCAUUGAUCAAUGGGGGAUCUCUUCCGUGGUAUUCUUAUCUUUUUGGCAAUUUUGUUAAUCACCUUGCCCAAGGAAAAAACAAUGACAAACAUCAGAUGAUGAAGGAAGUGGACAAGAUAUGCUUGCUUAUGACUGGAUUGGCAGCAGUUGUAGCGGUGGGAGCUUACUUGGAGAUUACUUGCUGGAGAAUGGUGGGGGAAAGAUCGGCUCAUAGAAUAAGAACAGCAUACCUGAGAGCAGUUCUUCGACAAGACAUAGGAUUUUUCGACACUGAGAUUAGUACCAGUGAUAUCAUGCAUGGAAUCUCCAGUGAUGUCGCACAAAUCCAGGAAGUGAUGGGGGAGAAGAUUGCACAUUUUGUUCAUCACAUAUUCACCUUCAUCUGCGGUUACAUCGUUGGUUUCUUGAGAUCUUGGAAGGUUUCUCUGGCAGUUUUUGCCGUCACCCCAUUAACGAUGUUCUGUGGCAUUGCUUAUAAGGGUAUCUAUGGCGGCCUAACUGCAAAAGAAGAGAACUCUUACAGGAAAGCUGGUAGCAUUGCAGAGCAAGCCAUAAGUUCUAUACGAACUGUAUUUUCCUUUGUAGCUGAGGAUAACUUGGCUACAAAAUAUUCCGAUUUGCUUGAGAGAUCAGUGCCAUUAGGGGCAAAAAUUGGGUUUGCCAAAGGUGCAGGAAUAGGGAUAAUUUAUUUGGUUACUUAUUCAACAUGGGCGUUGGCUUUCUGGUAUGGCUCAAUUUUAGUGGCAAAGGGAAAACUCAAGGGAGGUGAUGCCAUUGCAUGUUUCUUCGGUGUCAAUGUUGGCGGCAGGGGAUUGGCAAUGUCACUAUCGUACUUCGCACAGUUUGCGCAAGGAACUGUAGCAGCUAGUAGAGUGUUUGAAGUUAUUGACAGGAUUCCACUAAUUGAUCCUUACAGUCCUGAGGGAAGGAAGCCAUCUAGUGCGCAAGGAAAAAUUGAGUUCAAAGGCAUUUCUUUUGCUUAUCCAUCUCGUCCAACUGUCCCAAUUCUCCAAUCUCUUAACUUAGUGAUCCCCUCUUCAAAGACUCUAGCACUGGUUGGUAUUAGUGGGGGUGGGAAGUCGACGAUAUUUGCGCUUAUAGAGAGGUUCUAUGAUCCAAUCCAGGGUUACAUCACCUUGGAUGGUCAUGAUUUAAGGACAUUGCAAGUUAAAUGGCUAAGAGAUCAGAUAGGUAUGGUUGGUCAGGAACCUGCCCUUUUUGGAACAACCAUACUAGAAAAUAUUACGAUGGGAAAGGAGCGUGCCACCAAGAAAGAGGCUGUUAAAGCUUGCAUGGCGGCUAAUGCUCACAAUUUCAUCUGUGGCCUUCCACAAGGCUAUGAUACUGAGGUUGGGGAUCGUGGAACACAAGUCUCUGGUGGUCAAAAACAGCGUAUUGCACUUGCUCGUGCUAUGAUAAAAGACCCUACAAUUCUUCUCUUAGAUGAGGCCACAAGUGCCUUGGAUCCAGAAUCCGAAAGUGUGGUUCAAAAGGCCAUUGAUAAGAUAUCUGUAGGCAGAACUACCAUUGUAAUUGCUCACAAGCUGGCUACAGUCCGCAACGCUGAUGCAAUUGUUGUGCUCGACCGUGGUUCUGUUGUUGAGAUAGGUAACCAUCAGCAGCUGAUGGAAAAAGCUGGAUCCUAUUUUAAUCUUGUCAAGAUGGCUUCAGAAGCACAACCUGUAUUGAAGGAAAAUGAAGUUCCAGCCCAUUUGGAUUCUACCCAGAAUGAAAAAUCUAUGUAUGAUAUAUCAAGGACAAAGGAUGUGUAUGAAAUAUCAAGAUCCAACUACCUGAAGUCAAUUCAAGAAAACCAAGUACAGGAGAAAGAAGAAGAGAAACUGGAGUUGAGAAAAUACCGACUUAUAGAUAUUUGGAACCUGCAGAGACCUGAAAUUAUCAUGCUGCUAGUGGGGUUGCUCAUGGGUAUGCUUGCAGGUGCAAUUCUCUCCACAUUUCCCUUGAUUCUCGGCCAAGCGCUUAAAGUCUACUUUCUUCCCAACAUGGAUAAGUUGAAGAAGGAAGUUAGAUACCUUUGCUAUAUACUGAUUGGGCUAGGAUUUGGUUGUAUAAUCUCCAUGACACUCCAGCAAGGCUUUUGUGGUUGGGCUGGUACAAGGCUCACUAGACGAGUAAGGGAUUUUCUGCUUCGAGCUAUAUUAAGACAAGAACCCGGUUGGUUUGAUUUCAGUGAGAAUUCCACAGGGGUACUCGUGUCUAAGCUUUCAAUAGAUUGUGUCAGUUUCCGGUCCGUUCUUGGUGAUCGUUUUUCAGUCCUGCUAAUGGGCUUAAGUGCAGCAGCUGUUGGCCUUGGUGUGUCAUUUUAUCUUGAGUGGAGAUUAGCUUUGUUGGCUACUGCUCUCACCCCAUUCACACUGGGUGCUAGUUAUUUCAAUCUAAUCAUCAAUGUAGGGCCAAAAUUAGAUAACGGUGCAUAUGCCAGGGCUAGCAAUAUUGCUGCUGGUGCUGUGUCAAAUGUAAGAACAGUGACCACAUUUGGAACACAAGAACGCAUAGUUCAAUCUUUCAAUCAAGCUUUAUCUGAGCCUAAAAGAUUGUCCAUCAAAAGAUCACAAAUUCUUGGAUUAGCUCUCGGCAUUUCUCAAGGUGUCAUGUAUGGAGCUUACACCCUAACUCUUUAUUUUGGUGCUUGCCUUGUAAAAAAAGGGUAUACAGACUUUGGAAAUGUAUAUAAGAUUUUCUUGAUACUUGUCCUUAGCUCAUUUUCUGUUGGACAACUUGCUGGGCUUGCUCCAGAUACUUCCAUGGCUUCAACUGUAAUACCAUCUGUUUUCAGUAUCCUUAAUCGUAAGCCUCUAAUAGACGGUGAUAGCCAGAAAGGUAAGAAGAUUGGAAACUCAAAGCCAUUUGACGUGGACUUCAAGAUGGUGACAUUUGCAUACCCAUCUAGGCCAGAAAUAAUUGUGUUAAGGGACUUCAAUAUCAAGAUAAAAGGGGGAACAAUGGUGGCUUUUGUGGGGGGAAGUGGAUCGGGAAAGUCAACAGUGAUAUGGAUGAUACAGAGGUUCUAUGAUCCAAUUAGGGGAAAGGUACUAUUGAGUGGGGUCGAUUUGAGGGAGCUUAAUUUGAAAUGGUUGAGAAAGCAAACAGCUUUAGUGGGUCAAGAGCCGGCGCUAUUUGCUGGGAGCAUAAGAGAGAACAUUGCAUUUGGGAAUCCUGAUGCUUCAUGGGUUGAGAUCGAAACUGCUGCAAAAGAAGCUUAUGUUCAUAAGUUCAUUUCCAGCCUUCCUCAAGGCUAUGAAACAGAGGUAGGUGAGAGUGGGGUUCAGUUAUCAGGUGGGCAGAAGCAGAGAAUUGCUAUAGCAAGGGCUAUGCUAAAGAAAUCAAAAAUUCUAUUACUAGAUGAAGCUAGCAGUGCACUUGACUUGGAAUCGGAGAAACAUGUCCAAAAUGCUCUCAAGAAGCUAUCUAAGCAGGCCACCACCAUCGUGGUGGCACAUCGACUGUCAACAAUUAGAGAUGCUGAUUAUAUUGCUGUUUUGAAUGAUGGCUCAGUAGCAGAAUAUGGAAACCACGACGAGUUAAUGGCUUCCCACCUUGAUGGAAUCUAUGCUAACCUGGUUCGAGUAGAAACAGAAGCAAAUGCAUUGUCCUGAACUUCUUAUGCGGUCCAAAAUCUAGUCAUGAAACAGUUUUCUUGUAUUCAUGAAGUCGAGUUCUGAGUGAUCUGUAAUUCAAUGGUGAAUCGAAAUUCAGAAUAAAGUUCUUGAUGAAUAA
Messenger RNA from Olea europaea var. sylvestris, 5382 nucleotides. RefSeq names its product ABC transporter B family member 19-like. Gene Ontology annotation, biological process: transmembrane transport. NCBI's taxonomy places the organism in Eukaryota, Viridiplantae, Streptophyta, Magnoliopsida, Lamiales, Oleaceae. Gene Ontology annotation, molecular function: ATP binding; ABC-type transporter activity; ATP hydrolysis activity. The coding region runs from base 639 to 5261 and encodes 1540 amino acids. The transcript is spliced from 9 exons. Gene Ontology annotation, cellular component: membrane. The record is from RefSeq and is a predicted model, not a curated record.